Molecule: messenger RNA, 1541 nt
Organism: Mauremys mutica (yellowpond turtle)
Lineage: Eukaryota; Metazoa; Chordata; Testudines; Geoemydidae
Product: butyrophilin subfamily 3 member A2-like
Exons: 28
Coding region: 1-1515 (504 amino acids)
Source: RefSeq, a predicted model, not a curated record
AUGGAGAAGUUCUCCCUGGCUGGCUCCCCGCACCCCAUGGUGGGGGUAGUUGGCCAGGAUGUGGUGUUACCCUGCCAGCUCUCUCCCCCGGCCCGGCUGCGCAGCAUGGACGUGCUGUGGAGGAAAAUUGGAACAGUAUUUAUCACAGUUCACAAGUAUUCGGAUGAGGGUUCCCAGGACCUGCCAGGGGAGGGUUACCAGACCCGGACGGAGCUGUUCCUGCAGGAGUUCAGCAGUGGGAAUGUCUCCCUGAAGCUGAAAGGGCUCCAACUGGCAGAUGCUGGGACAUACCAUUGCUUUGUGAGGAACCCAGCAUGGAGCCAGGAAGCCACCACUGAGCUACGGGUCGCAGCUGUGGCUCCAGUGUUCAUUGAUGUGCUGGGCCACCGGGGUCAGGGGAUCGGACUGGCCUGUAGAUCUGCAGGCUGGUUCCCCAAACCUGAACUCCGGUGGGUUGGAAAGAACGGGCAGAACCUGUCGAUGGAGAUUGUGACCAAUGUGACUCAGGACAGGGAGGACCUGUACAGUGUUGUGAGUCACGUCACUGUCACAGAAGAAGACAAUGGAGACAUCGGCUGCAUAGUGUGGAAUGGCCUGCUGGAGCCCGAGCGACAGUCAGCCAUUCACCUCUCAGGUGACAUCUUCCCCCGUGUUUCUCCCUGGCUGGCUGCAUUCUGGGUAUUGUUCGCUCUGGUUCUCAUUGCUGCUGGAGCUUGUGCAUAUCUUGGAUACGCAGCAAAGCAAAAGGCCUCUCAGAAGAAACACUCUGAAGAAGAGGCUCUGUUAAAUCUUGACACUGUGAAGAAGACCUUGGAAGCAGAGUGCCAGGACCUGCAUGAGAAGCUUGAAGUUCAGAAGAAGGCCUUUGAAUCAGAGUGCCAGGAGCUGCAUGAGAGCCUUGAUGCUCGGAAGAAGUCCUAUGAAUCAGACCUCAAGGUGCAGAAUGAGAAGAUUGAGACUGAGAAGAGUAAGAACAAGGCGUUGGAAUCAGAGUGCAGCAAGCUGCUUAGGACGAUUGAAGCUCAGAGGAAGGCCUUUGAAUCAGACCUCAAGGUGCAGAAUGAGAAGAUUGAGACUGAGAAGAGUAAGAACAAGGCGUUGGAAUCAGAGUGCGGCAAGCUGCAUAGGACGAUUGAGACUGAGAAGGCUAAGAACACGCAACUGGAAUCAGAACUCAAGGUGCAGAUUCAGAAGAUUGAACUCAAGGUGCAAUGCCAGAAUAUUGAACUCAAGGUGCAACGCCAGAAUUUUGAGACUGAAGAGAAUAAGAAAAAGCAGCUGGAAUCAGAAUGCAACAAGCUGCGACUGAUGAUUAAGACUGAGAUGGAUAAGAACACACGACUGGAAUCAGAGUGCCAGGAUCUGCGUGAGAAGUUCGACAAAGCAGUCACACAGCUAGAUUUCAUGAGGGCUCAGAGCUACAUGGUUCCUGUCACCCUGGAUCCAGAUUCAAACACCCCGAGCUCACCAUCCCUAAGGAUGGCCGAAGAAUCCAACAUGACCCUGCCUCCUUAGAGCUGGCUACCCCAUCUGGGGCCCUG